Orbicella faveolata is the source of this 1063-nucleotide messenger RNA. Its product is annotated as queuosine 5'-phosphate N-glycosylase/hydrolase-like. NCBI's taxonomy places the organism in Eukaryota, Metazoa, Cnidaria, Anthozoa, Scleractinia, Merulinidae. The record is from RefSeq and is a predicted model, not a curated record.
GUGUAGUAUUGUGCAAGUGAAAAUGCGUAUGAAACCGCUAAGUCCUCGAGAAUCAGCUAAAUUGAUCUCCUAUAAGAGCAAGGACGUUUCUAUAUGCCAAAAAGGCGUAGAGGAAGCGUCUAAGAUCCUCUUUGACUGCUUCAAAUCGAAGAAAUACAGUUUUAAGAUAUGGAAAUCACACGAAUUGCACCCGAGCGAAAUGACGAAGGAGACUCUAGACUGGAUUGUUGUAUUGGAUACGUUAAACUUUUCUUUUUGGACCGAUGAAGAUAUCGAGCCGUGGACGGUACGCUACGAAGGAAAGGAUUACACAGGUUACUGGGCCCUUUGUGCCUCCAUAAACAGAGCUCUUAAGGAGGGAAUCCCCAUCACGACACCAUCAUAUUAUGCUAACAUCACCAAAACUCAGUGUCAGCACAUCUUCAGAUCAGAAACACCAACUGAAAUACCUCUUCUGGAAGGAAGGACAAGCAAUUUAAAUGAAGUUGGCAAAGUGCUAGUGAAGGACUACAAGAACUCAUUUGUAAAUGUGCUGUCACAAUGUGACCACAGUGCAGAGAAGCUUCUUGGCCUAAUCACAAGCACCUUCAAAUGUUUUCAAGACGAGUCAGAAUUUGAUGGUAAAAAAGUGUCUUUUUACAAGCGUGCACAGAUUUUGGUUUCUGACAUCUGGGCUUGCUUUGAAGGGGAAUCCCUGGGGAAGUUCACUGAUAUUACUUGCCUGACCAUGUUUGCUGAUUACAAAGUGCCGCAGUCGCUGUUGCAUUUGGGAAUCUUGAAAUAUACUGACAAAUUGAUGCAAAGGUUACAAAGUGGAGAGAUCAUUCCUGCUGGUGACAGAUUAGAAUUGGAGAUCAGAGGAAAUUCUAUCUGGGCUGUGGAGCUAAUUUACCAAGAAGUGAAAGCAAAGGCAAAGAUCGAUGCAGAAUUCAGUUUGUUGUCACCUGAGAAACUAAGUUUGAUUAUAAAUUCUGUUAUCAUUGAUUUUUACUUGUGGGACUUUGCCAAAGAAAAGUUGGAAGGGUCAACUAACUUGCCAUGUCAUAAAACAAGAACCAUAUUU